AUGUGCCAGCGCAACACUUCCGCUCCCGUUAACCGUAACGACACCGAGGAGGAGGAGCUCCCGCAGUUCGAUUUUACCACCUCGUACGAGGGUAUCUGCUGCUGGGAGAUGUGUAUGGUCCCGAUUCAGGACCUCCCCCGUACCGACAAGCUCUGUGGUUCCCAUUAUAUGGACUACUAUUUCUACAACAAGAUCCCCGGCUGGACCAAGUAA
This is a messenger RNA of Vanrija pseudolonga, 213 nucleotides long. RefSeq lists its product as uncharacterized. Lineage: Eukaryota; Fungi; Basidiomycota; Tremellomycetes; Trichosporonales; Trichosporonaceae. The transcript is spliced from 3 exons. The record is from RefSeq and is a predicted model, not a curated record. The coding region runs from base 1 to 213 and encodes 70 amino acids.